Molecule: messenger RNA, 663 nt
Organism: Besnoitia besnoiti
Lineage: Eukaryota; Apicomplexa; Conoidasida; Eucoccidiorida; Sarcocystidae
Product: SNARE domain-containing protein
Exons: 3
Coding region: 1-663 (220 amino acids)
Source: RefSeq, a predicted model, not a curated record
AUGGCGAGUGACUUGUGGGAUCGCGACGUGAGCCGCCUGUGGAGUCUGAAGGGAGAAAUUUCGCAUCUGCUGCAGCAGCGCGAGCGUCAGAAAGGCUCCAGCGCGGGCGUGGCGAGCGCCCAGCUCCGCGGAAAGCUUUUGCAGUUCAGCCAAGACGUAGAGCAACUCGAACGCAUUCUCCACGCGCAAGAGGCGGAGCGGGGCGGCUUUGCAUCCGUUGACUCGAGGAGACGCCGCGACGACGUCAGCUUCCUGCGGAAAGAAAACGAGAACUUGAAGGCCGCCUUCAACAGAGUCUUCUCCACGGCAGAAGACGACGCGAUGGAGGGGCCGGCUGAGGUGUUUGUGGACUCGCCGGGCUCGGUGCGUAUCGUGAGGACGCAGGAGGAAGAGAUUCUCGCGGCGCAAGAUGCGCAGCUGAGUUUUCUCGAAGGCACAGUGAGCAACUUGAAGCAGCUCGGGCACGCCGUCGGCGACGAGGUGGAGGUUCACCGCCGCUUGCUGGACGACCUCGACGACGACGUGGAUCGCGCGCAGACUGCUCUGCAGCGAAACAGAGACCUGCUCAAAAAUUUGAUCAACAAACAGUCCAUCUCCUGCUUGCUCUUCACCGCGCUCGUCCUCCUCGUCGUGCUCGUCUUCCUCAUCGUCGCCACCGCCUGA